ACCGCCGGUCUCGCGCUUCUAAUUGGGCGUCGCGGUCAGUAAUAUCCAUGUUCUUUUACGACCACCACAUUUCUGCUUCAAUCUGCCACGGACACUCCCUCCGCCCGUUUCCACCCUUCAUGAAGAGGAGCAGCCUGCCACCGCCUGUCGCUGUUCAAACGUGGAGGGAAGGACAAGUUGCUAGUCCGGUGAUAUUUUCAGCUUUGCCGACAUAGUUAUUGCAUUCUCAUCUCGGUGCUGCACCGACAGGGAGGGUCUGUGUGUUUCUCCAGGAGCCUUCCAGACCAGAGAACGCGGUUGAAAGGACAAUAAAGAGGAAGUGGUCAUUCAACACAAGUGCAAGCCACUGGACUUGGCAGUAAUAUCAGGCUUCACACCGUAGGAGGGAAUGAAACCGGAUGGGGUUAACAUGGAAACUACAGAGUCCACUGAAGCUGCAGAUGUAGCAGAGCCGUCCUCAUUGCAGGGCAACCUAACAGAGCAAGUGUCAUCACAACCAGAGGCAGCUGCAAGUGAUGCAGCACCUGGGGCUGUUCCGAAGGCCGGUGUCAAGCCAGUGGGCACAGACUCCAAAGUCAAACCAAAAUCUGUUGCAAAUAAAACACAGCCCACAGUCAAAUCUGCAGGGGCUUCUGGAUGCAGCUCACAACCAGGUAAUUCCUCACACCGCACAGCAAAUGGUGUUAACUCUGACAAGUUUUCUACACAUGCAGUCAAGAAAACUGUAACAACAGCAGCAGCAAAAGCGUCAGCGGUGGGAGCUGUACCUAAACAACCAGUGGGUACUGCAGCAUCCUCCAACCCAGUCAAGAACCAAACUAGAGUGCCUGACAAGAAACCUGCUGGACCUACCAGGAUUACCUCUGCUGCUGCUGCCACAGUAUCAAAGGGUACCAAACCAACAACGGUGAAUGGCAUCUCUAAGAAGAGACCAGCAGCUGAGGCUGUUAAUGUAGCUAGACCCAAAACCACAGGUGCUACCAGCAGACCAGUUGCUUCCACUGCCCCCAAACCCAGCACUUCAACCACAAAAACUGGCACUGCUGCUGUUCCAAAGACCACAAGGCCUGCUACAGGUCCCUCAACAUCUCGACCUGCAUCCACCACAUCCAGGCCCACUAAAACCACAACCAAGCCCUCCACCUCUGCAACUGUUAAAACUACUGCUUUUAGAGUGACCACAGCAGUCUCUACUGGCAGGACCACAGCAGCACAGUCUCCAAAACCUACUGCAGCAAAGAAAGAUGUCAGUCAGCCACCACCUGCUGCAGUGGCUAAGAAGCCAGCAACAGCUACAGCAUCAGCUGCUACCAAAAAAUCUGAACCCUCUAAUCCCCUGACAUCCAUGAAGUUCAACUCGACUUCCAAACUGUCUGCAACUAUGAAGGCAGCAGACCCUAAGCCGUUACUGUCCAAAACUCUGCCCUCUGUGAAACCUCCCACAAAGAAACCUGCAGCUGCUGUUCGGUUCCCUGCCCUUAAGAAACCGCCCCUUGGCCGAACUCCACCUCCUUCUCCAGCCAACAAAUCUGCAAACGGCAGCACCUCUCAAGCAAAACGUCCCACUCAGGCUGUCGCACCAUUCAGUGCCAUCAAGAAGACAGGGGUUUCAAAUACUACUACACCUGCUGUAGAAGAACAGAGUGCUACUGGUGCAUUGGCAGCAGCUGUCACAGCAGCAUCUGAGCUACCAGAAGCACAAGCAGAGGCUACAGUGGCCUUACCGCAAGGAUCAUGCCCUGCUGCCUCUGCAGAAGAGGUCCCUCCCACAGUGUUGGCCCAGGAUUCCCCACCAGCGGUGGUACUUCAGGAGACUGUGCAGAGCCAUGCAGCUGCUUCCUCUCCUCCACGAAGUCCUGUCAGGACAGCUUUACCACAGACAUGUCCACCCCAGGAGAAGCUAGAAAGCAGCACUUCCUUAUUUACAGUGCAGGAGCAGAUCCAUGCCCAAUCUGAGCCUACGUUACCACCUGUGGCCUCUCUUUUAAACCCAUCCAAGGAGCCUGUUUACUUGUCAACAGAACAGACCCCCUCCACAUCCAAAGCACUCUCCACAGCAGCAAAUGCCAUCUCUCAGGUAGUUCCUCCCAUCAACCUAAAUGAGGAGGAGGAUGAAGAUGAAAGGGAGGGAAGCCAGCUGGUUUCUGUGUCUGAAAUGAGUGGAACCACACAGCCGACAGAAGAGUCUCGUCCUGGGUCAGCUGGACUAGCAGGGGGGUCUCCUUGGCGAGCUGGUGGUGCCUUGCUGUCUGAGCUGGACUCUGAGGAUGUAAGUGGCAGCCAGCAGGGUGCAUCUGAAUUGAGUGCCCCCGGUGUCCUGGAGGGCACUGAGAGCAUGGAUGAUCUGGGAGAAUGCAGUCUCAAAGGAGCCAUAGAUAUGGAAGGAGCCUCAGCAGGUUCGCCUGACUUUGAGAAGGUGCCUGACAUACCAGUUAAUGACUUUGAUGAAGAUGACGAUGAUGAUGAUGAUGAUCGGGUGUGUGACAUGGAUGUGGGCUCAGAGCAGACGGAUGAACCGCAGAGACUCCGUCAUGACAAUGAUGUGGAUGAUGAGGAGGAUGAAGAUGUGGAGAUGGCUAGUGAGGGCGUGACAGAGAGUGGGCUGGAAAGCUAUGGAAAUGCAGAUGAGGAUGACUUUGCUGAAGACGAAAGGCGCCGCCGCCGCCGCCUCCCCCUCUGCUGCCCUCUGCCCCAGCUGCUCAGUGGGACCAACCAAACCCUUUUGCUGAUCCCUGGGCGGAACCUCUUGAGCCACAACAGGUUGGUGAGCAUGUUUCUCAGCCUGUACAGGUUGCAGGAGCAGCUACAUCAAGUCCUUUGA
Messenger RNA from Monopterus albus (swamp eel), 2821 nucleotides. It is a transcript of the gene prr36a, whose product is annotated as proline rich 36a. Lineage: Eukaryota; Metazoa; Chordata; Actinopteri; Synbranchiformes; Synbranchidae. The coding region runs from base 389 to 2821 and encodes 810 amino acids. The transcript is spliced from 5 exons. The record is from RefSeq and is a predicted model, not a curated record.